AUGUCUUCUUCACAACCAAUUGAACCAGAAUUCCAACAAGCUUAUGAUGAAAUUGUUUCAUCUUUAACUGAUUCUACUCUGUUCGAAAAACAACCGAAGUACAAGAAAGUGUUACCUGUGGUCAGCGUCCCAGAGAGAGUUAUUCAAUUCAGAGUCACUUGGGAGAAUGAUAAAGGUGAACAAGAAGUCGCUCCGGGUUUCAGAGUGCAAUACAAUUCAGCUAAGGGGCCUUACAAAGGUGGUUUGCGUUUCCACCCUUCUGUCAACUUAUCUAUUUUGAAGUUUUUAGGUUUUGAACAGAUCUUCAAAAAUGCUUUAACAGGGUUAGAUAUGGGUGGUGCUAAAGGUGGUCUUGCCGUCGAUUUGAAGGGAAGAUCUGACAACGAAAUCAGAAGAAUCUGUAACUCUUUCAUGAGGGAAUUAUCGAGACAUAUCGGCCAAGACACAGAUGUUCCAGCAGGUGAUAUUGGUGUCGGUGGUCGUGAAAUCGGUUACUUAUUCGGCGCCUACAGAAGUUACAGAAACUCAUGGGAAGGUGUCUUAACCGGUAAAGGUUUGAACUGGGGUGGGUCUUUAAUCAGACCAGAAGCCACCGGUUACGGUCUAGUCUACUACACUCAAGCAAUGAUCGACUACGCCACAAAGGGUAAAGAAUCGUUUGCUGGUAAGCGUGUUGCCAUCUCUGGUAGUGGUAACGUUGCUCAAUAUGCUGCUUUGAAGGUCAUCGAAUUAGGCGGUAUUGUUGUAUCUUUAUCAGACUCUAAAGGUGCUAUCUUCUCUGAAACAGGUAUCACUGCGGAUCAGGUCACUGCAAUUGCUGAAGCCAAGAUUAACUUCAAGUCCUUACAACAAAUUGUUGCUGAAUAUUCUGUUUUCACCGAAGAUAAAAUUAAAUACAUCGAUGGCGCUCGUCCAUGGGUUCACGCUGGCAAGGUAGACAUCGCCUUACCUUGUGCUACCCAAAACGAAAUUUCUGGUGAUGAAGCUAAGGCUUUAGUUGCUGCUGGUGUAAAGUUUGUCGCUGAAGGUUCUAAUAUGGGUUCUACCCCAGAAGCUAUUAGAGUCUUCGAAACUGCUCGUUCCACUGCCUCUUCCGUCCCAUCUGCUGUUUGGUACGUUGGUGGUAAAGCUUCCAACUUAGGUGGUGUCUUAGUCUCUGGUUUAGAAAUGGCUCAAAACUCUCAAAGAGUAUCAUGGACUAGAGAAACCGUCGACAAAGAGUUAAAGAAGCGUAUGAUUAACUGUUUCAACGACUGUAUCGAAGCUGCUGAAACUUACAGCAAAGAGAGUAACACCUCCACAUUACCAUCUUUAGUCAAAGGUGCUAACUUGGCUUCUUUCAUUAAAGUUGCUGAUGCCAUGUUUGACCAAGGUGAUGUCUUUUAA
Messenger RNA from Tetrapisispora phaffii CBS 4417, 1386 nucleotides. RefSeq lists its product as uncharacterized. Bases 1 to 1386 code for a protein of 461 amino acids. The transcript has a single exon. The record is from RefSeq and is a predicted model, not a curated record. Gene Ontology annotation, molecular function: L-glutamate dehydrogenase (NADP+) activity. NCBI's taxonomy places the organism in Eukaryota, Fungi, Ascomycota, Saccharomycetes, Saccharomycetales, Saccharomycetaceae. Gene Ontology annotation, cellular component: cytosol.